AACGCCCCUAUGUCCAGUCUCUCACGCGACUGCUCCUGACGACUCUGAGUGGAGGUUUUAUCCAUUCAAGUGGGAGAGAGAGCGUCACAUCAAACAGGUGUGGGAGAGAGAGAGGGGGAGGGGAGAGACCAGAGGGAGAUGAAGCUUAAGGUGUACGCCGAUCGGUUGUCGCAGCCAUCGCGUGCGAUCGUGAUCUUCUGCAAGCUAAAUGGAAUCGAUUUUGAGGAAGUGAGGAUAGAUCUUGCCAAGGGCCAGCACCGAUCCCCCGAAUUCAAAAGAAUAAACCCAAUGGGAAAAGUUCCUGCUAUUGUUGAUGGAAGAUUUAAGCUGUUUGAGAGUCAUGCGAUUUUGCGGUAUCUUGCUUGUGCAUUUCCAGGAGUUUCAGAUCACUGGUACCCCGCUGAUUUGUUCAGCAGAGCCAAAAUUGACUCCAUCUUGGAUUGGCAUCAUUCAAACCUACGCUAUGGUGCAGUAUCCCUUGUUCAAAACAGUGUCCUAGCACCUAUAUUUGGUCGUCCAUUAAACUCUCAAGCUGCAAAUGAAGCUGAGAAAGUUCUCAACUUAUCUCUUUCAAAGAUAGAGUCUGUAUGGCUCAAGGGGAACACAAAGUUCUUACUGGGCAAUUCUAAGCCAUCUAUUGCUGAUCUCAGCCUUGUCUGUGAGAUUAUGCAAUUGGAGAUUUUGCAUGAGAAAGAUCGCCAGAGAAUAUUGGGGCCUCACGUGAAGAUUCUGCAGUGGAUUGACGAUGUAAAAUGUGCUACUAAUCCUCAUUUUGAGGAAGUCCAUGAGGUUCUAUACAAACUUAAGCCAAGGUUACAUAGCCGGCUGGCUUCCGUAUCCAACCUUAAUAUCGGGCAGAGCAUGAAAGCCAAGUUGUCAACAAAGCUUUGACAAGGUCAUAGUCGCUGCUGAUUUUUAAUGGGACAAUGUACUAAGAAAAUAAUUGUGUACGCAGCAAAGAUGCUUAUUUGGCCAUCCAUGUAGUAGCUACUGUCCUGCAACUUGUAGUGCUUGUGAACUCUUUUAAAAAUAAUGCUGGUCAUAUGAUGUUUGCUACAGAAUAUAGUCUUGGUAGUAUGCAAGGAGACUUUCCUGCACUGGUAUGUUUGAUAUUUUAGAUGCUUCAGAAUCAGCAUGUCAUAAAUAUGUAUAUGUGAUAUUUUCAAUAAAUGGCUUGGCUUGGCAGC
Molecule: messenger RNA, 1187 nt
Organism: Elaeis guineensis (African oil palm)
Lineage: Eukaryota; Viridiplantae; Streptophyta; Magnoliopsida; Arecales; Arecaceae
Source: RefSeq, a predicted model, not a curated record